Blastomyces gilchristii SLH14081 is the source of this 5112-nucleotide messenger RNA. Its product is annotated as morphogenesis protein. Lineage: Eukaryota; Fungi; Ascomycota; Eurotiomycetes; Onygenales; Ajellomycetaceae. Bases 952 to 4044 code for a protein of 1030 amino acids. The transcript is spliced from 7 exons. The record is from RefSeq and is a predicted model, not a curated record.
GCUGGCUGCGUUUUCUCUCUCUCUCCCACACUCACCCUCCAUCUCUCUCUCUCUCUCCCUCUCUUUCUCUCUCUCUCUCUCCCUCUCUUCCCCAUCCCUUGCUCUCCUUGUCUUCGUAUCUCGCUUUUCCUUUCUCUCUCCUCUUCUCUCUUCUCCCGUGUGUCCCCCUAGCCAGAGUCGGUUGGUCUGUCUUCUGUCUUCGCUUUCGUUUCUUUCCAUUCCGACUGGAAGUCCAUCGGGAGCCGCAUUCUUCUCGACCUUUUCACUGGGUGCUUCCACAGUCCCCUGAACACGCUCCUUACUUACUCCUCAUUGAUCCCUCUAUCCCUCUUCUACUUCUCUGCAUGCUGGUCACCUUUAUUUUUGUUUUCUUUCCCCCUUCUUUUCUUCUUCCUAUUCGCUGCAUAGGCACUUAGAGACGAAAACUAUUCCACCUGAAACGGCUGCUGUUGAGGCCAUACAACCCACUGCAUACCCACUUGUUCGCCUGCAAUUUUUAUUGUCAGCACAUGACUACCUCAAGUGCCUCAUUAGUCAAGCUUUCUCUACGCCGUUGAGCCUACCCUACCCCUGAAACUCGCACCUCUCGCCAUCUUUUUUUUUCCGCCUUUCGAACUUCUCUCACGACCUCUCCGACAUAUUUUCGUUACUUUUUGAUCUUUCUUUUUUAUUCCUUUCGCAGCCUCCCUACUUGUAGUUUACGCCUUCAAGACAGGCCUUUGGUCUUCAAACCAUUGUUGCUUGAUGAGACUCUAGGGAGCGUUGAUCAACCCUGGUCGCAACACUUUUCAACCACAAUCUACCUUGCUUGGUGGUACCUGUGGGAAUCUAGGACCCCUGGGCUUCAAAGUCGCACAGAGCUUUCGUCCCUGCGAUUUUACCUGACCUCGCAAUACCAAUCUACCGACCGAAUACCUACCCAUCUAGCAUUGUCAACGGCUCCUGCGUAAGAUGUCAUUCUUUUCGCGGGUUUUCCGUAGCAGAGAUGCGAGUGGCUCGAAGAAACAGGCAAAGCACAAUGGCGUCAGUCAGGAUAUCCCUCAGAAGCCCCAAUGGACCGAUGCUUUCCUCCGUACGGAAGUAACCCCAGAUGAGAUCCAAGAGCUGCUACAUGGAUGCACGGUCGAAUUGAAAUCAAGAGGACUCGAAAUUCCAUUCCUCCUCCUCCCAUUUCGCCCCAGCUCGGACCCAAGUUCAGCCCGAACCUUCAUUCGACACUACUUCAGCCCUCCUCCUGAGCGGCCAGCUCCACUUCGUGGAGAACAUUUACUCCAGGAGCUGCGGUUGACUGAACCUAUGGUGCUCUGCAGUAUUAUGAAAUGGUGUUGGAGUCGAUUGCCUGGAGGGGUGGUAACCUGGGAGGCAUACGAAUUGUUCAAAGUUGGCGAACAAGACUCCCAAUUUGCCCGCGACGCCUUUUCCACCUUUAUCCCUUUAAGUGUUGAAUCUGAUGCUCGAACAAAAAUUAUAUUCGACUUCUUCGACCUCAUGUCUGCUGUUGCAGCUCACGGAAAAACUAACGGAUUUGGAGGCCGCAAACUUUCGCGCUAUGCUGGUUGGUGGGCUUUCGAGCACGUUGAUACUGGCAAUGGAUUUGAAUCAAGCUAUAAGAACUGGGCAAGUGCGGCGGAUGCGACAAGCCACUUAUUCUUUGCUUACCUUCGUUCUCUAUCUCCUGAUUCCCUUCGCGGAUCCAAUGGCAUUUCUGCCCUUCCGAUCUCGUUGCAAAGCCUUGUUCAAGCCACAGAAUACCCCCCAGAAACCCCCGCCCUGCUUCAGAUGGAAUCGACUAAGGUGGUAAUGAUCGUUGACACUGUCUCCCCGACACCAUUUGCAUUACUACGACGUGCCAAGAAUUUCGAAUAUAGGGAUAGCGAUCACGCCCUACAGAAGUUCUCGAAUUUCGAAGAUCCUGUCAGAGCACUUACUGACGAGUGCCGUAGAGUUUUGCGAUGCAUAUCCUCAACCAACCAAUCCAAUGUUAUAGCAGCAGAAGAGGGCCCAGGCCCUAUUCGUGAUCCAUCCUGGUCAAGAUUUGAGGAUCUGGGUUUCACCGACACUAUCGAAGAGGGUGAUGGUGACGAGGAUGGAGAUAGAACAGUGUCGAAACAAACCGGACCACUGGGUCUGAGGUCGGCUCCUCACUCUCGCACUGCUGAUCUUGGUCGACCGACCACACCUUCCUGGGCUGAUUUCCUUUCCUCUGGAUUUGCUGACGAAAAUGAGCCAAGAAGUCGUCCGCCUUUCCUCCUACCCCCCGACAAAGUCCUUCCCCCCAUUCAAACCGUGCGCGGGCAAAGUUCCCAAUCGCAUAAACGUUUGUUCGACCAGGAAUCAUCCGCUGAACCGGGCGAACUUGCAAGCAUAACCAAUCUUGACUUGGAUGCGUCGUUCUGGUGGGUCUGGAUUAGCAGUCUGUCAGGGGAGGAACCAACUCAAAGAAAGGCAGUUUUUGGGCGGUGUGCUCUGAUUGAAACAUCCAUCUCAGGAGGGAAGUGGUUUGUGCUUGAGGAACAAGUGAAGGGUGCUGCUCCUGAGCCAGAAGUUGGUGCAUAUAUCGCUGAGAAAAAAAGCUUCUUCGGCUUCAGGUCACGAAAAGGACGGUUAACACGACGCAAAUCUUCCGUAAAGAAGAUAUCCACUGCAGAAGAACCCUACCAACGGGCCAACAGCACAAGAGCAAUGAGCAAGACGAGCAUUGGCCCAGACCAGCACGCUAGGAUCCAGGCUGCCGCUGCCGCUCUUCAGAGGAAGCACAGGGAACAGGAGCAGGAGCAAGCGUCAGAAAAACGCAACAGGUCGGAAGACUUGGGACAUUCAAAGAACAACUCCGUGAUGUCGCUGCAGCCGCUUGUUAUGACUGAAGUCUCACAGGCGAUGAAGUGGGCUAACAACUACGAUAAAAAUGCAGUGCGAGCGGCUUAUCUUGGAAACAGUCUUGCUGGUACGGGUGCUCCUGCAGAGUCACUGCAAUUGCCAGCAAAUGGCCACGUCCAAGCUAGCUCUCUUAAUUCGACCAGCCCUCGUCUUGAUAAUGAGCAAGCAGUUCCUCCAAAGGAAGAAGCGGCUGAUCAGCGCCCCGCUGCCGAGCAAUCUGAUAUUUCCAAAAACACUGCGUCAGACUUGCACCCCGUAGUUACUCCUGUAGCGGAGCCCACUGCCCCAGCUUCCGUCGGAAGGAAAUCCCCAGAAAUGACUCGCAGCAAGAAGUCCAUGGAUUCGACUGAGGAACCCAAGAAACUGAAGAAGAAGGCCGCAAAUACGACGCUGAAGGGUAUGUUUGGUAAGAAGGCUGAGAAGCCGGAGCAGCCUCCCAUGAAACCAACUGGGGUAGAGACGUCUGCUGUAGCUGCCGCCAAAGCUGCCCUUGAAGGUCGAACCGCACAGGCUGCAAAGACUUCAACCUUCUCACCUACCAAGGCACCUGCUGCCCACCGCCUCUCUGGGCUUGGACGAAAGAAGACCGCGGAGUCAAUCCCUGCGCAGACAAUGUCCAAUCCAGUUACCCCACCUGCAACUGAGGAGCCGAAACAGGCUCCACAACCCGUGGUGCAACCAGUGCCGGCCGCCACAGGUUACGAUGGCCCACCGUGGACUCGCAGGGAUAGUGAAUUCGAUGCGCUCUCUCGAGUGGACACCAACGAGAAGGCCCAAGCCGACCGGGAAUUUUCCUCCUUCGACCACCAGGCCCCAUUCGUUGACCAGCCUGCAUUUGUUCCUGAGGAUACACCAAUCAGAAACGAGUUCCCAGAACGGGACAUUCCUGCCCAACACCCAGCUGCCAAACAGGCCGGAUCACCUAUUAAUGGUCACGGGCGCCAAGAUAAAUCAAUCUCGGAUGAACCCUUGCCCCUACAGGACCGCUGGGCACAAAUCCGGAAAAAUGCUGCCGAACGUGCUGUCCAUGUCGAUGACCACCCGUCGAGAAGCCAUGAGCCGGAGAAGACUGAUGAUGGAGAAACAAGUGGGGAGGAGACAAUCGAAUCCCGAGUCGCACGCAUUAAGGCUCGUGUUGCCGAAUUGACAGGUAAUAUGGAAUCUUAGGCAAUUUGUCCUCAACGAUGUUUCCACGGUUUUCAUGCGUCUCGCGUAUUUCCAACGUCAGAAUACGACGAAGGUCUCCUUUCCGUAACUCCAUUAUUUUUUCCCCCUAUUCUCGUUUUCUGUUUUUGUUGCUUUCUACAACUUCUAUACCCUUUUUUUCUUUUCCUUCCCCCCCAAACUAUGCCUCGUAAACUAUUCCCUGAGUAAUCACCUUGAUAUUUUUGACCGAAUAUUUUCUGAAAUCAUCCCCCUUCAACUCAUACAAAUCUUUCUUCCCUCAACUCGACUCUUUUUUCUACCAAUAUCCGUGCGAAUUUGAUUCCUACUCGAACGUGUUGAACUCUCUAUCCAAGAACCUUUGGAUUGUUCCUUUUGUCAUAGGUACCCUUUCGAUUUUUAUUUUCUAUUUUGAUUUAUCUCAUUUUGAAGCUUACUACCACAUACUCUCCUACAAGAUUACCCAAUUUAGUUCUCUCUUUCCUCUCAAUUAUAGCGUUUUGUUUUGCAGUUUGCUCUCGUGGCCUAUCGAUCUCAUUUUGCUUUCCCUCUCCCUGCUUUCCUACCGCCAAAUUUAUACCAUCCUGCUCUCUCCUUGAUAACCCACUCUCUGUGAAUUCGAGUCUAAAAUCUGUUCAAUAUUCUUUUCAGUAUUUUGACUCCUUGUUUUCCCUCUUCUCUUCCUUGAGAUGUUAUGUUCUAUUUCUCAAUUUAUCUCAGCAAGUCAGGGAGGGGAACUAGGAGCGUUCGCGCCACUUGUAAUUUGAAUGGGUAUAAACACCCGAAACGGGGCCGACAGACCCUAUUUGUAGGGGUUGAGGGGUAGUGGGCAGGGAGCACCUUGUUUUGUUCUUUUUUAAUCAAUCAAUGUACGCAAAACAUAACAGAAAUCAAUAUUUUUUGAUGCUAAACCAAGAUUACCUCCACAAUUCCCCUAACAAUAAACUACGGAUAUCUCUCUCCCUUUUUUGCGGAGAAAGGUUUAUUUUUGUUGUUUCAUAUCUCGCAAAGAAGCUACAUAGGCCCCGCAGCCAAAAUUUGUUGAUUUGUCUCAGCUAACUCUCAAUCCGU